AUGAGAUGAAUUGCAGUUGAAACUGUUAUGGAAAAGAUAGACCUUAGCAGUCUUGAAGGGGAUAUCAACGUUCCGGAGUCUCAGCAACCGCACAAGAGAAGAGGAAUCAUGUCACUGACAUUGUCAAAUGCAUCAGCAAGAGAGUGGCUUGCGAGAACUCGUGAAGGCAUCAAGCCAUGGGGAGAGUUCAUCAAUACCAGCAAAUUCAAGGUCCCCAAGUCUGUAGCACCAGUUCCUAAAAGAGUUAUGAAAAAUAUUGAACAUUUUCAAAGCAAUUAUCUUUUUGUCUUCCUUGGACUGGUCCUAUUUUGUGUACUUACCUCCCCUUUAUUACUGGUUGCCAUUGCAGCAUGUCUAGGAGCAUGCUACAUCAUUAACAUUAAGAACCAGGAGAAGAAGCUUUCAAUUAUGGGUAAAGAGCUCAGUGUUUCACAGCAAUACGCAGCAGUGGGUUUGUGUUCUUUCCCCAUUUUCUGGUUGGCUGGUGCUGGGUCCGCUGUUUUCUGGAUAAUUGGUGCCUCAUUUUUUGUUAUCAUGCUUCAUGCUUCAUUUUACACACACGCCGAGGAGGGGGAGGAGAUUGACCUGGUAAUGGAUGAAGUUGUAUAAUGCUGUGGAGGAGACAGAAGAAAAAAAAAAUUAUGGAAAAAAAUAUAUUGUGAUAUGUGAUUCUUUGGCAAAAAAUGACUAGAUUGAAGUGAGGAACAAGAAACAGAUAUGUGAUAUGAACUGAUGUAAUAGUUACAGAGGAAAUUACAUUAAUGUAAAAAGAAAAUUGUUUUCAAGAAUUUCAAGGAUUUGUUUGUUUGUUUUUUAAUUUUUUUUCUUGGUAGGCUAAGAACUCUACCUGUAAUUUAGACUGCUUCACCUUGGAUUAUGGGCUAUGAUAUCUGAUUGAGAAGUUGGUAUGAUUUUAUAGAGUCAGUCCUGGGUUUCUAGUUGAUUUGUUAUCUAGAUCUGUUAGAUAGGCAUUUAUUAAACAGACUUUGUAUCUGUUAUUAUGUUCUUUUGUCCUCUCAGUAGACAAGAUCACAUUUAUAAAUACUAACCUUUAUCUCUAUAUUACCGACUGAUAUUAACACCAUAUACUAACUAUUAUAUCUAUACACAGUUUCAAAGAAUAGCAAACCAGAUGCCCAGGACUAUAUAAUUUUUCAAAGACGGGUUGUUAGGAUUUUAAACUUUUCAUAUCAAUAUCAAUGUAAGCUAAUUUUCUAAGUCUGCUGGCAGUCUCUAAUCAAACAUUGAAUUGUUGUGCCUCUACAAAUGUGAUAGUGUGAUAUUUUGGGAAAUGAAAAAUGCGAAAGACAAGUUCUUACAAGUGUAAAAAAAACAUUGAGAAAAGGUUCAUGAUUUCUGUCUUUCUUUUCCGUCAGAAAAAAAACCCCUUUUUUUAACUGUAUUUUCCUUUUAAUGUUGAAUGUGUAUUUUUGUAUGUAUAUAAGGUGGGAAGACAUAUGAUGUGAAUAAAAUUUACAGAAUAUGCUUAUUUAUAGAGUUAGAUAUAUUUAUCUAUGAUAAGGCAAUUUUCUGCCUGGCAGAAUGGAGAUAACUUAAAUGUACAAACACCAGGUAGGAAUACGAGAAGCACUUUCCAAUCAUUUACUUGUAAUGGCAAACAGGUUAAAGUUAUAUAACGGCUCUUAAACAUUUUUUAUAUUCAAUGUUUGAAUAUGAUAAAAUAUUUAAACAUCAUUUUCGCUAUUUGUUAUUUUCAUUUUAACAAGGGAAAUAAAGAGAAAAAUAUGUUUUAUUUUAACUGAAAUUUGAAAUCAUUUCUUGCAGUGUACAGAAACUUUUGUAUCGUUUUCCACUAUUUUCACCAUUCCUCUGUCAGGCAGGUACUGAUAACUGGGGUUCUGGAUCUCAUAUAAUCAUACUGUGUAAGAUAAAUUUUGUCACAAGUUCUCCCCUGACAUUUGCAGAAUUAAAAAGCAAAACUCAUGCAAUGUGAUGAUAGUGUCCUGUAAUAGUAAACAUUAUGGUGAUCUCCUCCUAUUUGUUAUCCUGGAUGCUCCAGUUCCGCUCUCUGCACCCCUGAAACAUUUCAUCGGAAAAUGUAAGGUUCCCUGUAAGCAUGUUAUGGACAAGGAGAAAAGACUAGUUUUGAUUCUUUGAUGUACAUCAAAGGAAUCUUGAGGUCACACAACGGUAUUCUCUCCUUUGUAAUCUUCAUAAAGAGUGUAGCAGUCUGUGAUUGGUCAGAUGUUUUUGCCUGGAACCAAUAAAAUUACUUUACUUGUGCCUGCAAUUUUGUCAUGACAUGUUACAUGGGUGCAGAAAGGGAAAGUGAUCGUAAUCCCUGGAAUAUUUAGGAUGCCUAUUUGUAUAUAUCACACAUUUGUGCAUGGAUCUGUUGUGUUUAUAUCUCAACUUUAAAUCAUUAAUAAAGAAAUCUAUUUGCAUAAUAGCUAAAUUUGAGUGAUUGGAAAUGCCAUGCAAGAGGAUUGAAGAAGAGAUCUAGAGGAGAGGGAAAAUAUGAAAAGAAAGGCAUUGAAGGUGUUUGGUCAAGAUAUUAUAGUAAUCUGAAAAUUGUUGUUUUUGGUGAAAAUUGAAAAUAUCGAUUAUGGUACCUGUUAGCAUGAGUUAUGAGUUCAAGUAUACUUGUUACUCUGUUGGAGGAUAUUUUAUUUCUAUUUCUUGUCAUGGGUCUGCAAAUUGGACAUUUUUUAUUUUGAGGGACAACUAAUAAAAAAUAGAGAAAAUUCAA
Molecule: messenger RNA, 2710 nt
Organism: Ylistrum balloti
Lineage: Eukaryota; Metazoa; Mollusca; Bivalvia; Pectinida; Pectinidae
Product: prenylated Rab acceptor protein 1-like
Exons: 5
Coding region: 28-609 (193 amino acids)
Cellular component (GO): Golgi apparatus
Source: RefSeq, a predicted model, not a curated record